GCCACAUACAGCCAGACAGUGUAUACACAUUAUUAGUCCUUUGUUUACGGAAUACAUCAUCUGUGUUAGAACUACCUACACAAUGACCUUUCUGGUAAAGGUCGUCACGGACGGUUGAUUUCAGCAUGCUGACCGUCAAGAUCUGUUAGCAUGACAAUUGCCUGAGAUAGCGAUUAUUUAUCCUUCUGAAAAUCGUCAUGAAUCCACUAGAUAAAAACAGUUUGUCCGAGUCGGAGAGAGAUGUGUUGGACGGUAAAACCAUACUGGUUUUAGGAGACGACCAGAUAAAUCGAAAAUGGAUUCGGACUACAUUGAAGAAUUACGGAAUCAAGCUCAUCCUUGUUGAUCACAAACCCAGUGCUUUUUCAUCAGAAGAUGUAUACAAAUACAUCCAGUAUGAUUUUACUGAUCACCAACAGGACGAAAUCCACGCCGCGAGAAUAAUUGCGAAAUUGGCAGCGGAUAAUUUCUCAAUAGAUGGUUGUUGUACAUUCACAGAUGCAUGUGGGGUACUUGCUGCUUAUUUAUGUGAGAAGUUGGAACUAAUUGGAGGUGUCGGCGUAACGGCAGCAAACAUUGUUUGGAAUAAAAGUUUAACACAAACUUACUUGCAAGAACAAACUGAGGGCGUUCCUCGUUUCCCGAGAACGUACACAUUCACUGGCAGGACAGCUUCGUUUGCAUGCGAAAACACGUUGAGGUCCGCAAUGAAUACCAUUGGAUUUCCUGCUGUAUGUAAACCAAACAAUAGUGCACAUGCAAAUGGCGUGAUGUUGAUUCGGAAAGAGGAUGAGGGUCGACAUCUGUACAAGAAACUGGCUACUUUGCUUGAAGAUGGAAAAUCAAUGAUGUUGAUGGAAUAUUUCGAUGGCACUGAACACGAUAUCGAAGUUAUUAUUUAUCAAGGGGAGAUAAUUGCCGCCAUUGUUUCAAACAAUGGUCCUACAAGACCAGGAUGCUUUGUUGAAACAUCUAUGUCCAUGCCAUCGUGUCUACCUCCAACAAAAGUGGCAGAGCUCAAGAAAGCAGCAUCCGACUGUUGCAAUGAUAUUGGCCUGCGUAACGGAGUUUUUAACGUAGAAAUGAAGCUGACAUCGACAGGCCCCAAGCUGCUCGAAAUCAAUGGACGCAUGGGUGGAAAUUAUGUACGAAGUUGGAUGCAUACCUGUUACGGAUUCGAUCUGCUCUGGUAUGUGAUAGCAAUUGCGGCAGGGAUCCGACCAAAUGUUCCCAAAGAAAAUACAACCGUCCAUAUGAUGGGCAUUACUUGUGCUUUACCCGUGCAUCAGCAAAUUCUGAGUCACAUAGAUUUUGGUAUCAAAGCUACGGAACUUGUUCAAUCAGGUGCAAUUCAGUUUUUUGGCGAAAAAAACUGCGGUAGUACAGAAAAUAACCCCCAAAAGAGCGUUCCAUUUUGUAAUGUUGCAGUGGUGAAACACGACUUGCAAACGGCUAAAUCGGCACUUCUUCACGUCUGUGACAUACUAGGUAUCCACACCGCACUUUUUGAUGUACCGACUUAUCUUUCAGAAUUUGUUCCGCAUCAAUAAAGUCAUUUGGCAGACGCUUUUCCUUAAAAUAUAACAGUGUAACACAGAACAUUUAUCAGGUUGAAUAUUUAUGCAAUUGUUACGAUAUGUUUCAUUUAAAAAGAUUGUAUGAUUGCAGAUACAAUUAAAAACUUAGGCAAAUCAUAAGUAUCCUUCAUGCACGGAGCUUACAUAUAUUUUUCAUGUUAACACUUAAAAGAUACCAAGCAAAGCUAAGUUUCGCUUACAUGUUAUUCAUUAUGUCAAAAUAGCAUAGGACCAAAGUUAUCAACUGCAUGAUGAAAAUUAAUAAUUAAAUUGAAAAGUGUCUGAUAUUCAAUAUCAUAUCCAGAGAUAUAUCAAUCAUACAUAAGACGAAAUAAGGAAUUAAGUCUGGUGACAAAGGAUUCAUAAAGUUUCAACCUGAUGAUAUAUGUUCGAAAGGAAAGCAGACGUAAGGAAACUGGCUAUAUAACUUAUAGAUUGUAGAUAGUUUUUAGGGGUUAUAUGCUUGGCAUGUUUAUUUAAUCGGAGUUACCAGUUUUUGAAUGUUAUUUAGCAUUAAACUCGUCAGUUCAUUAAACUAUGUUAUUGACAAAACGGCACACCCUUUCCCGCAGGAUAUAAAGGUGUAGCUGUUGAUAUGUGCAUUAUUGGAUUCGUCGACGGCUGUCGGCAUAUACCUGUAAGAAUCUCAAUUCGUCAGCAGAUAAUCGAGCAACCAAUAGUGAAUCCUCUGUCGUCACUUACAAGUAGCGAUUCUAGUACCAAAAAGGGAAAGCUCCUCUUAAGCUCUCAAUGGAUCUUCAGCAUCGCGCUUUCAGGAACUUGGGAAUAAAAAUGAGAAAAUAUGUGAAUUUGACGCUUGAAAGGAUUGAAAACACCACUAUCAGAAGGAAACCUUAGAUUGUGUCGCAUUGAUACAACAGCAUGCAGGAGCUUUAUUAAACACAUAUAUAUGUUGCAUAGAUAGGAGUGAUGUACUUAGACAUUCGCUGGAGUAGAUCGUUAUUAGUGUGUUAUAAAAAACUACUGUACAAAAUUUAAACAAAAUUGAUGAUCAUGUGUUUUACUAACGAAUGCAGUGUGAUUGAUGUUUGAAGAUUUACAUGCAUUGCCUAUACAUUUUGAAAA
Messenger RNA from Mizuhopecten yessoensis (Yesso scallop), 2663 nucleotides. RefSeq names its product carnosine synthase 1-like. Lineage: Eukaryota; Metazoa; Mollusca; Bivalvia; Pectinida; Pectinidae. The record is from RefSeq and is a predicted model, not a curated record. The coding region runs from base 198 to 1550 and encodes 450 amino acids. Gene Ontology annotation, molecular function: ATP hydrolysis activity; metal ion binding; carnosine synthase activity. The transcript is spliced from 3 exons. Gene Ontology annotation, biological process: carnosine biosynthetic process.